This is a messenger RNA of Carassius auratus (goldfish), 2006 nucleotides long. RefSeq names its product ras-related protein Rab-20. The coding region runs from base 278 to 1018 and encodes 246 amino acids. Lineage: Eukaryota; Metazoa; Chordata; Actinopteri; Cypriniformes; Cyprinidae. The record is from RefSeq and is a predicted model, not a curated record. Gene Ontology annotation, molecular function: GTP binding; GTPase activity. The transcript has 2 exons.
AUUGCUAGAAGUGAACUUUAAGUGUCGAGCAGAACACUGAUUUCUUUUUAAAAGGACCGGCGUUAUGUCCAUGUUUAGCCACGAACAAGUCCAUUUCAACCCACCGAAAUAACCAAGAAGACCUGCUGAUCUGCUCCUUAAAGUGUUUUUUCAAUACGAGCCAAAACUAACUACUUCCAAAGGAACUUGGACGGCGCACGUUUUAUAUGAAUUGCGGAGUGGGAAGUCUAUUAUUUUGAGAUAUUUGUUUCAUCACUGAGUCUUGAACCUUAAACCCAUGCCUGCUCCUGGGAAGAUGAGAAAGCCCGAUAUUAAAAUCGUAAUCUUAGGAGACAUGAAUGUAGGGAAAACGUCCCUGCUACACAGGUACACAGAGAGAAGCUUUAAGGACACUUCAAGCACAAUCGGCGGAGCGUUCUUCUUGAAGCAGUGGGGUCCCUACAACAUCUCUAUCUGGGAUACAGCGGGUCGUGAACAGUUCCAUGGUCUUGGCUCCAUGUAUUGUCGUGGUGCUGCAGCGAUCAUUCUCACGUAUGAUGUCACAAACUGGCAGAGCUUUGUAGAGCUUGAAGAUCGCUUCCUCCCUCUCUCUGACUCAGCCAAUAACGACAGCAUAUUUGCCAUUGUGGGCAACAAAGCAGACCUCACUGACCCUAAAGCCCAUGUUAUGACCCUAGAGGAAGUCAGAGCAGAAGAGGGUAGCGUGCUUCCCCUUCCAUCCUUUCCCACAACUCCAGACUUUCCCUUGCACAAGCAGGUGAGUCUGGAUGAUGCCACAGCACUGUACAACCGCAUAAUUCACUAUAAGGCACUAGAGGGCACCAGCCCACCAGCAGAAAAGAUGUGCUUCGAGACAAGUGCUAAGACUGGAUUUAAUGUAGAUGUUAUGUUUGAGACACUCUUCGAUAUGGUGCUGCCAUCUAUCAUUCAAAAACGCUCCCAAAAUGAGUCACCGAUAUUGUAUUUGGAAGACUAUAACGAAAAGGGUAUGAGGAGCAAAUUGAGUUGUUGCACAUGAAAAUAUUUGCUUAAGAGUAUCUGGGGUCUUGAAUAUCCAUUUAUUUAUGAACAGUUAUUUGAGAUGUUACAGAACUGUUUACUGUCACAGUAAAUAUUGUACAUUGUCACAGUGAACAUGUGCACAUUGUUAUCUCUGUUCUGAUGGACAUGUCAGUAUGUGUUUCUUUGACAUGGUCUUGUUUUUUACAAAUACAGCAGAAAGAAUUUGAACUUAAGUUAGUGUUUUGGCCCUCAAGUUACUCAAUUGCUUCUGAACACUAUAAACAGUUGAGCUUUUUACAAAUGUAUGUCAAAGAUAAGAAAUAUACAUUUAGACUACAGAGCAUAUAUAUAUAUUUAUAUUUUCUAAGAAAAAAUAUAUAUAUAAAAAAAACGCUUUACACUGUAUAGCAUGCAUAGUGUCCUGUAAUUAAAAAAGUAACACAAGUUGUAGACUUGAACUCAUUGACUUGUCAAUAAAAUUUGAGCUUCUGCAAUUAUGACACACAAAGACAAUUGCAACUAGUUGUCAAAUGCUUUAUGUAUUUUAAUUAAUUGGUAUUUUUGUCCAUAUUGCAAUGGAAUGCUAUUCAGUUGUGGUUUUGAUCAGUAUAAAUCUCAUUCAUCAUGAAAGGUGUUUUACUGAAGUGUAUAAUUGCUUCUGGAAUCGAAUUUCCACUGCUCUUUUUAUUUUCAGCCAGAACAUGUGAAGAUAAGACAAAACGUUCAACCUUUUAUCCUGACAGGGGGUGAUCUUUGCUUUUGCUGAGAAAGCUGCACAUACAGAAGGCAGUGUGCACAAUGCAGAAAACAAACCUGUCAGCAUUUCCUUUUGGCUUAUAUGAGAGAAUAAUGAAUACAAUAUUAAUAAGUUGUGUUGAGUGUCAUAUUCAUAUGUAUUUCCAUAAAUGUAGCAGCGUGUUUAGGCACCUUGCAAACCAUGCAACCCCCAGGACUGGCCCCCAAAACACUAAAAACAUCUGAAUAAAUGUCUAUACAGCCACAGU